Messenger RNA from Notothenia coriiceps (black rockcod), 840 nucleotides. Its product is annotated as transmembrane 9 superfamily member 4-like. The transcript is spliced from 6 exons. NCBI's taxonomy places the organism in Eukaryota, Metazoa, Chordata, Actinopteri, Perciformes, Nototheniidae. The annotation marks the transcript as partial. The record is from RefSeq and is a predicted model, not a curated record. Gene Ontology annotation, biological process: protein localization to membrane. Gene Ontology annotation, cellular component: membrane.
CACAGUCAUUCUCCUCAUUUGCUUUUACAGGCCGUGAAGCUGACUAGCUCUCGCACCCAGCUUCCCUAUGAAUACUACUCUCUGCCUUUCUGUAAGCCCGAUUCUAUCUUCUACAAGGGAGAGAACUUAGGGGAGGUAUUACGCGGAGACCGUAUUGUGAAUACCCUCUACAAUGUGGAUAUGAACAAGGACAAGAAAUGUGAGAUGGUAUGCAACGUGAAAAAGCUCAACGUAGAAGAGAGCAAGCUGGUUGCUGAGCGAAUCCAGGAGGAGUAUUAUGUGCACCUUAUUGCAGACAACCUGCCAGUUGCCACCAGGUUAGAGUUUUACCCCAACAGAGAGGCAGCAGGGGAGGAGGAGCAGAAGAAGGACAUCCAGUUUGAACACGGAUACAGACUGGGCUUUGUCGACAACAACAAGUUUUACCUGCACAACCACCUGUCCUUCAUCCUGUACUUCCACAGGGAGAAGCUGGAGCAGGGGGAUGUUCACAACUACAGGGUGGUGCGCUUUGAGGUUGUACCCCAAAGUGUAAAAGUAGAUGAUCUGAAGCCUGUGGAAAAGGACAAGACUUGCACCUUGCCUGAAGCCAGUGGCUCUGCCGCACAGGAGAUUGACCCGACCAAGGAGAACGGAGUCCUCUUCACCUACUCCGUCCACUGGGAGGAGAGUGAGGUGAAGUGGGCGUCUCGAUGGGACACAUACCUGACCAUGAGCGAUGUUCAGAUCCACUGGUUCUCCAUCGUCAACUCUGUGGUGGUCGUCUUCUUCCUGUCUGGUAUGUCCAAUUUUGGACAGAUCCUGCUCAGUGCUACUGUCAUUUCUCAAAUGGCCUUAUAA